CGAACCUUCACCGAUCGCUCUCCCCAGCGCCAAGCGUUAGUGUAAACGCGCCAUGUUCUCGUGCUAGGAAUGAAGAACUCGAGCAACUCGUCCCUGUUCACCUCCAAGUCCAGUUUGAAAAGCCAGCCACCGUCCUCGACGAACCUCACGAGUAACCUCCGCGCCCCUUCACCUUCCCGCCGGCGAACCCCUCCUACGUAUCUCGACUUGAGCGACGUCCAGCCCCCGGGCAAUGAAAUCGCCGCUGCUGCGUCAUUCGCUGCAUCAGGACCUUCGACGAGCGCGCAGGUAGACGGCGAUACAAGUGCUGGCAGCGGAUUGUCGCAUAGAGAAACUGAGUCGCCAUCGAUAUGGAAUUCUUUCUCUGAUCAAAGAGACGCCACGAGUGCUGGGAGACCAGCAACAUCUGUGAGGCUUGGGAGCGAACGCAACGCAUUUACAACCCCAGAGGCUGAACAGCCGCCCUCGCUGCGACAGACUCCAGCGGCAGUAGGGCUGUUGAGUGGCUCGAAGCGCAAACGAGCACCUCGAUCAGCCCCAACGGAGAACAGGCAAACACACGAGUCUUCCAAUAAACGAGCGAAGCUUCGGCCGCGGUUCAAGCAUCCUAUUGAUGGGACCUCGUUCGACUUUCUCCACUUCACCUCGACUGCUGGUCCACCGUCUCCACUCUUCUUCAGCAACAGCCCCAGACCACGGCCCUUGCUCCCGCGCUUCUCAUCCGGGGAGGCUGCGGCACGAGCCAUGGAUAUGCUGUCCAAGGCGCGGAACGAAGAAAGCCAUGUGAAGACGGUCAGCUUGGCUCGCGGAACUGUCACGACACCUGCAGCAGGUUACGGGCCAACCAGCGCUCCAUUCACUCGGAGAAGCCUGGAACGCGUAGCUGAGCGAAGUAACAGCCCGGACAGCAGCAGCCAUAGCGGCAGAGAAGGUCACAAUGGCACAAUUGGCAUGCUAAAUUCCAUCGGCAUAGUCGAAUUACUGGAGCAGGAUGAAAGACCAACAUUUAUCAUCGACUUGGGUGAUAGCACGAAUUACGGGACUGGAUCGUUGCAUCUACUCUUUUCCAACCCUUCUCUCAGAGCCCACGAGGGUUUACAGGCACUGAUUUCUGGCAUGGCGACGGCGGAACUGUCUCCUGGCGCGAGAACCUUUCUCCAGUUCAAGUCAUGGUUACUGAGUGCCGCCGUGAAUGGCGAAAGCCUCAAUGUGUGUCUGCCACCGUUCACUUUUGCGAGCAUGACGUGGAGCUGUUCAACUCUCCGCAAGAGACUGAGGCUUAUCAGCGGUGCUUUCAAUUCGCCAUUGCCCACGUCAGCAGCUGCAUUGAGGUUGAGCGUGCCUCCAACAGAGGCGCUGCCGGACAGAGACCCUGGUGAACCUGCCGACUACUUCGGUCAGGCAAGGGCUGAGCAUGCAUCGAAUUCCGAUGGCUCGAACAGCACAGUAUCAACAGAAGUGAUGUCAACAAUCGAAUCGCAGGUAGCUGCCACUUCGUUGACACCUUCGCCCUUACCUUUCACGGUAGAAGCCAUGGAUCUUUCCGGUGCUACAGAGCUGCUCCCUAGUGCGAAAACGUACGUACGGAGCGAUAUCGUUACGCCUGAUGCCAUGCCCGUGGUAUCGUGUAGCACCGCGAGCCAGCCCACUAUCGCUGACCCUACUCCUGCUUAUAGCCAGAUCUCAGUUGUUGCCGCGGACGCGCCUUUUUUUGACUGGACGAGAUUGCCAAUUUCAGAAAGAAUGCCGCGCCAUAUUCAAUUUGCUCGAAGUAUAGAUUGGGCUUCGACCAGCCUCGGACCAAUUGAGUAUUGGAGUGCAGACUUGCGCCAGAUGUGCAAUCUGAUUAUGGCAUCACCCCACCCGGCAGCCAUGUAUUGGGGCGAGGAUUUGAUCGCAAUCUACAACGAGGCGUACAUUAUGCUUGCAGGGCAAAAGCAUCCCAGCUUGAUGGGGAUGAGCUAUCGAGAGGCUUGGACAGAGAUCUGGGAUGAGGUCAAAGACGUCUUUGCAAAUGCGAAGUUGACAGGCGAAGCCACGAUGAAGGACGAUGAUUGCUUAUUCAUUCGAAGAAGCGACCAUCUCGAGGAAUGCUAUUUCUCGUGGUCAAUCAUUCCCAUGGUAGGCCGGGACGGUAGCGUGAUGGGGCUUUACAACCCAGCAUUCGAAAAAACUAGGCGCAAGAUCGCAGAAAGGCGAAUGUUGACUCUCCGAGAAAUUGGCGAACGGACUGCGACUGCGAGAGAUGUCAAAUCUUUCUGGUCUCAAGUGCUCGGAUCGUUCGAAUUCAACGAACACGACAGCCCCUUCUUACUGCUGUAUUCGGUAACAGAUGAGAGCGACAGCGACUCCAGCAGCAUGCAUUCGAGCUCGGCCCUCUCAUCCCGGCAAUGCAUCCUGGAAGGUGCUCUAGGUCUCCCAGACGAUCAUCAGGCAACACCAAACCAAAUAGACCUUCGUGCUGGAAUGGAAGGCUUUGGGCCGGUCUUCCGCGAGGUCAUGAAGACGGACAAGCCUUUGUUACUAGAGGUUGGCAGUCGUGACUUGCCCGAGAGCCUGAUCAGCGGUCUAAAUUUUCGAGGUUUCGGCGAUCCAGUGACUGCUGUGGUAGUGUGUCCAAUACACCCUACAACGGGCGAGAGCGUGCUUGGGUUCCUGGUCCUGGGUGUCAAUCCAAGGCGGCCUUACGAUGAUGACUACAGUCUUUUCAUUCAGUUGCUCAGCCGACAAUUGGGUACCUCACUGGCCUCGGUCGUCCUAUUCGAAGAAGAAAUUAGGAGAGGGCAGAAGGCUGCUCAGCUCGCAGCGCUUGAUCGCAUAGAGCUCUCGGAACAGUUGGCAGCUCGGACGAUGGAGGCCAUGGAGAGCGAGACCAAAUUCACUCGAAUGGCUGAGUUCGCCCCUGUCGGGAUGUUCAUUGCAGACAGCGACGGCAAGAUUACUUUCGCCAAUGACACGUGGUACGACAUAUCUCGAGUACCAAAGAACUCCAAUAUGGCAGACACCUGGAUGGAUGCCGUAAAGCCAGAGGAUCUGCAAACAGUAAAAGACCUCUGGACUGAACUAGUUGCGAAUGUAAAACCUGUCUCCAGAGAGUUCAGAUUCAAGGCGCAAUGGAGAAACCGGAACGGCAAUAGUGGCGAUACUUGGGUGCUCUUCAGCGGUUUCCCUGAACAAUACACAGACGGGAAAUUGAAGAGUAUAUUCGGAAGUAUCACAGACAUAUCCCAACAGAAAUGGGCCGAAGGUCUCCAGACCAGAAAAAUGGAAGAGGCUGUGGAGCUGAAGCGGCAGCAGGAAAACUUCAUUGACAUAACCUCGCACGAGAUGCGCAAUCCUUUGUCCGCGAUCCUACAGUGUAGCGACGAUAUCGCAAGCUCGCUGACGAAAUUUCGCCAAAGCGGCGAGCGGGUUGUACCAGAUGAUCUUCUGGCCAACUGCUUAGACGCGGCACAGACGAUCAGUCUUUGCAGCCAACAUCAAAAAAGAAUCGUUGACGACAUCCUCACCCUGAGCAAGCUGGACUCCGCUCUCCUCCUGGUCACGCCCGUAGACGCCCAGCCGCUCACUGUGGUCCAAAGAGCGCUCAAAAUGCACGAAGGCGAGUUGCAGGCUGCCGAUAUCCAGAUGAAAUUCGUUGUCGACCAAUCGUUCCGCGAGCUCAAUCUAGACUGGGUUCGCUUCGAUCCUAGCAGAGUGCUACAAGUACUAAUUAAUCUUACCACCAACGCGAUCAAGUUCACUGGAACCGAGGAACGCAGAACCAUCACUGUCACGAUCGGGGCGUCGAUACAACGGCCUAGUGACCGGACAGAUGCCCCAGUCAAAUACUUCGCGACCAGAAAGAAGAAUCGUGAUCUGCUGCUGGAGAACGAUUGGGGAAACGGCGAGAAAGUGUAUAUCCACUUCUCUGUACGUGAUACUGGUCGCGGUCUUUCCCCCGAGGAAAAGAAGCUCCUCUUCAUGCGAUUUUCACAAGCUUCCCCGCGCACACACGUUCAAUACGGAGGAUCUGGACUUGGCCUCUUCAUCAGUCGUGAACUCACGGAGCUCCAGGGUGGCGAGAUUGGUGUGGAAAGUGAAGCUGGGUGUGGAUCCACAUUUGCUUUCUACGUCGCAGCACGGAGAAGCUCACCACCCCAGGAUGAUUUCGACGGAGCUGUUGGUAUCAAACGAACGCCAAGUCACGCGCACAAUCCAAGAAGUAAAUCUGUUCCAUCGGCCGUUUUGCCUCAAGGAGCUCCUGUCCAUGUCGCCGAAGGCAAGGGAGAGUUCGAGGCGGAUGGCACCAAGCCUGUGGUGAAGAAAGUGCUCAUUGUUGAGGACAACCUCGUCAACCAGAAAGUUUUACAGAAACAGCUCAAGAACAUCGGUACCGAGGUCCACGUUGCGAAUCAUGGCGGCGAGGCGCUAGAAAAACUGAUGCAGUCCACAUACUGGCGAGACGGUCAAAACAGAAAAGACAGAAUCGAGCUCGGCGUUGUCCUCAUGGAUCAAGAGAUGCCAGUCAUGGACGGACUAACUUGCACACGCAAGAUUCGAGAACUCGAGGCACAAGGCAAACUGACCGGCCAUGUGCCUAUAAUAGCCGUCACGGCGAAUGCGCGGUCUGAGCAGAUCCAGACCGCACUCAAUGCGGGAAUGGAUGACGUUGUCAGCAAACCCUUCCGCAUCCCUGAGCUCGUGCCCAAGAUUGAAGAGCUCUUGGUCAAAUACCCUAUGCCAACACGGACUACGAAUUCAUGACGAUGACGAGGACACACUAAAGCGCUGGACCAACAGUCAGAUCUGCGAGGGCAUGUCUGCAAUUACUGCUUGGAUCAGCGCACGAGAUUCACCGGCAUAGGUCAAGGCAAAGCUGGAUUACAGUACAGUCAAGCAUCAAGGGACUAAGUCUGCCAAUGUUCGGAACGAGGACUCAUGCAUAUUGAACGACAACGCGGAGAUGUCUGUUUCGUGAGGGGAAUAGGCAGAAUGGUUAAGCAGCCCUAACAGGCAUUGGGAGAAGCUUUUUGCAUGCGCCGGGAGGAUACCAGUGUGACUCUACCAAUACUACAUUAGGGCAUUGCACAGCACAGCAUAGCACAGGACAUCUGGAAUUAGCGACAGAGACAAAAAGCGAUAGAGUCGUUGUAAUGGAAAGUUCGAGAUGAGUAACAUGAGAAUCGAUGAAGUUUUUCUGUAGCUCCACGCACGGUGGCUGGGAUCAGCAGCAUACAUGAGUUUGCAAUACAGUUUGAUACUUGCG
Messenger RNA from Cercospora beticola, 5248 nucleotides. RefSeq lists its product as uncharacterized. Gene Ontology annotation, molecular function: phosphorelay sensor kinase activity. NCBI's taxonomy places the organism in Eukaryota, Fungi, Ascomycota, Dothideomycetes, Mycosphaerellales, Mycosphaerellaceae. Gene Ontology annotation, biological process: phosphorylation; phosphorelay signal transduction system. The record is from RefSeq and is a predicted model, not a curated record.